AUGGCGUCUCCUGCAACGCCCCAGGGCUCGCUGCGCCAGCGGCCCGUCGGCGCCUCCAAAAAGGCGGCCAGCGCGCCUGCUUCCAACGACGACCAGGAACUCGAUAAGCUCGUCAAGGCCGCCGCGGCCCAGAAGAAGACCGGCAUCGAAUGGGAUCACACAAUUGCCUUGACCGCCAUGACGGUUCUCGGCUUCGUCACACGUUUCUGGGGUAUCAGCCAUCCCAAUGAGGUCGUCUUCGACGAGGUUCACUUUGGAAAGUUUGCUUCCUACUACCUCGAGCGCACGUACUUUUUCGAUGUCCACCCGCCCUUUGCCAAGCUUCUCUUCGCCUUCAUGGGCUGGCUCGUCGGCUACAAUGGCCACUUCAAGUUCGAGAACAUCGGCGACUCCUACAUCGACAACAACGUGCCCUACGUCGCCUUUCGAGCUCUGCCCGCCAUCCUCGGCGCCCUCACCGUCUCCGUCACCUACCUCAUCAUGUGGGAGUCUGGUUAUAGCGUGCCCGCCUGUCUCGUCGCUACCAUCCUCGUCCUCCUCGACAACGCCCACAUCGGUCAGACCCGCCUCAUCCUCCUCGACGCUACCCUGAUCCUCGCCAUGGCCUGCAGCUUGCUCUGCUACAUCAAGUUCUACAAGCAGCGCCACGAGCCUUUUGGUCGCAAAUGGUGGAAGUGGCUCAUCUUCACCGGCUUUGCCCUGUCCUGCGACAUGUCCACCAAGUAUGUCGGUACUUUUGCCUUUGUUGCCAUUGGCUCCGCCGUCAUCAUCGACCUGUGGGAGCUCCUGGACAUUAAGCGCGCUGGCGGUGCGCUCAGCGUGCCUCUGUACGCCAAGCACUUUGCCGCGCGCGCCCUCGGUCUCAUCAUCAUGCCCUUCCUCUUUUACCUCUUCUGGUUCCAGGUCCACUUCAGCAUUCUGAGCCGCUCCGGCCCCGGCGACGACUUCAUGACUCCCGAGUUCCAGGAAACCCUGAGCGACAAUGUCAUGCUCGCCAACGCGGUUGACAUCCAGUACUACGAUACCAUUACCAUUCGCCACAAGGAGACCAAGGCCUACCUUCACAGCCACGGCGAGAAUUACCCGCUUCGCUACGAGGAUGGCCGAGUUUCAAGUCAGGGCCAGCAGGUCACCGGAUACCCGUACAACGAUACCAACAACUACUGGCAGAUUAUCCCUGCUGGCGACGAUAAGAAGACCGGCGUCAAUGUCAUCAACAACGCCCUCGUUCGCCUCAAGCAUGUUUCCACCGACACGGUCCUGCUCUCGCAUGACGUCGCCUCGCCUUACUACCCGACCAACCAGGAAUUCACCACCGUGUCCGUCGAGGAUGCAUUUGGAAGCCGCGAAAACGACACUCUGUUCGAGAUUCGCAUCGAGCAUGGCAAGGCUAACCAGGAGUUCAAGACGGUCGCCGGUCAUUUCAAGCUGAUUCACUUCCCGAGCAAGGUUGCCAUGUGGACUCACACCAAGCCCCUGCCCGACUGGGGUCACAAGCAGCAGGAGAUCAACGGCAACAAGCAGAUCCCCCCCAGCUCCAACGUCUGGAUCGCCGAGGACAUCCCGUCGCUUGACGCCAAGGACGCGCGCCGUGACAAGCCUGCGCGCAAGGUCAAGCACAUGCCUUUCCUGCAAAAGUACUUUGAGCUGCAGCGCGCCAUGUUCUACCACAACAGCAAAUUGACCAGCAGUCACCCGUACGCCAGCCACCCCUACCAGUGGCCCUUCCUGCUCCGCGGUGUCAGCUUCUGGACGCAGAACGACACCCGCCAGCAAAUUUACUUUGUGGGCAACCCUCUUGGCUGGUGGUUCGCCAGUGGUCUCCUGGCCAUCUAUGCCGGCAUUGUCCUCGCCGACCAGAUUUCUCUCCGCCGUGGCAUCGACGCCUUGGAUCGCCGCACCCGCUCCAAGCUGUACAACUCGACUGGUUUCUUCUGGCUCUGCUGGGCCACCCACUACUUCCCAUUCUUCCUGAUGGGUCGUCAGCUUUUCCUGCACCACUACCUGCCCGCUCAUCUCGCCUCGUGUCUGGUGGCCGGCGCCCUAGUUGAGUUCAUCUUCACCACCGGCGCCGCCCCCAGCACCGACAAGCCCGGCCAGAAGCACCUCACCGCCAAGGAGCGCUUUGCCGGCCAGAGCCUCGUCGGCGUCUGGGUCGCGUCAGGCGUCGUCACCGCCAUCAUCGCUGGCGGCUGGUACUUCUUCCUGCCGCUCACCUACGGCUACCCGGGUCUCUCCGUGCCCGAGGUGCAGGCGAGAAAGUGGCUCAGCUACGACCUGCACUUUGCUAAAUAA
Messenger RNA from Cordyceps fumosorosea ARSEF 2679, 2295 nucleotides. Its product is annotated as protein O-mannosyl-transferase 1. Gene Ontology annotation, cellular component: membrane; endoplasmic reticulum. Bases 1 to 2295 code for a protein of 764 amino acids. NCBI's taxonomy places the organism in Eukaryota, Fungi, Ascomycota, Sordariomycetes, Hypocreales, Cordycipitaceae. Gene Ontology annotation, biological process: protein O-linked glycosylation via mannose. Gene Ontology annotation, molecular function: dolichyl-phosphate-mannose-protein mannosyltransferase activity. The record is from RefSeq and is a predicted model, not a curated record. The transcript is spliced from 3 exons.